UCCAGUCCAGUGAAACAGCUGCUGGGGUUUUUACAGAGCAGCAGCAGCGCAGGAGAUCCCUCAUGUUCCUCUCUGUCUGUAAUCCGUCUUCUGCUUACUGCUGGAAUCCCGUCAUGUGCCUUACAGGAGCGGAGAGAACCUGAGCGCGUGAAGAACAUUCAGGACGGUGUGUGUGUGUGUGUGUGUGUGCGUGUGAUUGUGUGCGUGUGAGCGUCUGUGUGUGCGUGUGCCCGCGUGUGUGUGAGUGUGUGUGAGCUGUUAAUCAUAUUUAUUGCACUGCUGAGAAUCAGAGACCGCGUGGGAAGUGAAUUGGCUGCUGUGUGUUUGAUGAUAUGAACGGAAACGAACCGGUUUUGGAAUAAUCUGGGAAUAAUCUGGGAAUAUUCGGGGCUGUUCACCCAGGAGCACCUGAAGGAAUUCUGGGACACUCUUCAGAUCAGUUUCAUUUCUCAGAGUCGCUCCAGUUGACUCAGGAGCUUUGGAAUCAUCUCCACCAUGAGGAGCAUCUCUGCUUUCUGCUGCCUGGUUCUGCUACCCACGUCGCUCACACUGGCGCUCAUCCAAGACCCCAAACUGUUAAACAUAACCAGGGAUCACCCAGAGAGCUACCUGCACAUUGGUGACGGAACAUCGGUGGAGUUUGAAUUUCCUGAAAACACAAAAGGUGUGAUUGUGAUUUCAAGCCGGUGGCGGAGCUGGAGACAGAAGGUGCGAGUGCUGUCCUUAGACCCUGAAGUGCUCUCCAUCCUGAACAUCAGCGACAGUGAUGGUAAGCGAGCCGGCCCGGCGAACAGCUACGUCAUCAGCAUCCGCUCCGGAUUCCCCGGAACGGCUCCGUUACUCAUCCAGCUGCUGGAUCUGGAGGGCAGUUCUGAGCCGGUUCUGAUCGAAGAGCGGAAGGAUUAUUCCAUCAGGGUGGCUCCAGGUGUCAAUGGAGAUGGAGACAUGUCUGCGCAGCUCGCUCACUUCUCAGAGAACCCUGUUUUGUUUGCUCUGCUGCCCCUCAUCUUCAUCAACAAGUGCGCGUUUGGCUGUAAGGUGGAGGUGGAGGUUCUGCGUGACCUCCUCCGCCGGCCCAUCCCGCUCCUGCUCGGGAUCAUAGGACAGUUCCUGGUGAUGCCGUUGUACGCGUACGGAGUGUCCCAGCUGGCCGGGCUGCCGAAAGCGCUCGCUCUGGGUCUCGUCAUCACGUGUUCGGCUCCUGGCGGGGGAGGGGGCUACCUGUACAGCCUGUUAUUAGGCGGAGACGUGACCCUGGCCAUCUGCAUGACCCUAGUCUCCACCGUGUUUGCGACAGCGGCCAUGCCUCUUUCUUCAGCCCUGUACGGGCGGAUGCUCGAUGUCCACGCCGCCCUCCACGUGCCAUUUGUGAAGAUCCUUGGCACGUUGCUGUUCAUUGCCAUCCCCAUCUCUCUGGGCGUGUGCGUGAAGCUGCGAUUUCCGUCGCUCACUCGGGUUCUGCUCGCCCUUAUACGCCCCUUCAGCUUCCUGCUCAUCGUGGGUGGGGUCUUCAUGGCGUAUCAGAUGGGUGCCUCUAUCCUGGCCAACGUGCAGCUCUACAUCGUGCUGGUGGGUGUCACCGUGCCGGUCCUGGGACUGCUGGUGGGCUUCGGGCUGGCGCGCAUGGCUGGACUGGCGGUGCCUCAGAGGAGAACGGUGGCCAUUGAGGUGGGCGUCCAGAACAGUCUGCUCGCCCUCGCCGUCAUGCAGCUGUCGUUCCGGCGCGUGGAGGCGGACUUCGCAUCUCAGGCACCAUUCAUUGUCGCUCUCAGCAGCACCAGUGAGAUGCUCCUGCUUGUCAUUGCACAUCUCACACACAGACGAUUCUGUCACACAGACAAAAACGAUUCUGAGACUUAACACACACACACACACACACACACACACACACAUACACACACACACUGAAACCAAAGACAUUCCUUUUUCUAAUCACAGAAUAAAUCUUAUGUAAGAGAUUUGUGAUAUUUUUCUAACAAACUUGUUUGUUUUGUACAUUUGUAUCUUGUUUACAAAUUUGUGUGUUUGUGUUGAGCUCUUGUUUGUCUCUAAGGAUAUAUAUAUUGAAUUGUGUGUGUGUGUGUGUGUGUGUGAGAGAGAGAGAGUGUGUGAAGUGAAUAAACCCACUUUAAAAGGGA
Molecule: messenger RNA, 2138 nt
Organism: Tachysurus vachellii
Lineage: Eukaryota; Metazoa; Chordata; Actinopteri; Siluriformes; Bagridae
Gene: slc10a3
Product: solute carrier family 10 member 3
Exons: 1
Coding region: 496-1860 (454 amino acids)
Biological process (GO): bile acid and bile salt transport
Cellular component (GO): membrane
Molecular function (GO): bile acid:sodium symporter activity
Source: RefSeq, a predicted model, not a curated record